UAGUAUACGAUCCCUGUCAAUACUUAUGUCACUUUAAUCAAGAUGGAGUCGAACCCGGAUUCAUGGAGAUAGAAACAUUCCCGAUUCCGGAACCUAAUUAUGCGCUGCAGGACAAAGGGAUUGCAGAGUUUAAAUAUCAUUUAAAAAUAACAUCUCUAACUGACAACGGUAAAAAACACAAGGAAACACUGAAGAAGACUGUCGACUGACAGGCAAUACAAAGUGGUAUAAGUGACUACUUUUAAGUUGAAUCAGGUGGAAUAUAUGAUGAAGUAUUGCUUACCUAGGCUGUUGGUACUGUUAUCCUUUUACUGGGUGAAUUCUGAAGAUUCCUCAAUUCAAAGAUUUGAUGGUUGGUACAACAAUCUAGCAUUUCCAAGGUGGGGAACGGCAGGGGAAAACUUGGUUCAUAACAUUUCUUCGGUUUAUGAAGAUUAUACAUAUCAACCGACUGGUUCGGGUAGACCUAGUGCCCGAUUAGUGAGCAAUGCUCUGUUCAGACAGAACACAAGUACAGAUUCAGGAGGAUCAUAUAACAACAGGACAGCUUUCUUUGCUUUCUUCGGACAACUUGUAUCAUUCGAAGUUUCCGAUACAGAUGACACAACAUGUCCUAUUGAACUGUUGGAAAUCCCAGUCCCAAAAUGUGAUCCAGAUUUUGAUGCAUUAUGUAGUGGUACGAAAAAGAUGCCAUAUGAAAGAAUUAAGUAUGACAAACAUACAGGACAAUCUCCUAACACGCCACGACAGCAGGUUAAUAGUGCUACUAGUUUUAUUGAUGGAAGUUUUGUCUAUGGGCCAAGUAUUGUGCGGACCAAUUUUCUGCGACAAGAUAGGACUGGGCACUUAGCAUCUGGAGAUACUUGGGGAAAAUACCCAGAGCCUAAUGUUGACAGACUACCGUACAUGAUGUAUCCAAGUAUUGAUGGGAAAAUGAGCAAUGUUGAUAAACUGUGGAAAAUGGGAGACAACCAUGUCCAUGAGAAUCCAGCAAUAUUGUCCUUAGGCAUCCUGUUCUUCAGAUGGCAUAAUUAUCUUGCAACCAAGCUGCACCGAGAGCAUACAGACUGGCAUUACAGGAAAGUUUUCUACAAUACGAGGAGGAAAGUCAUUGCUUCAUUACAGAAAAUAAUAAUGUAUGAUUGGCUUCCUGAUCUUCUUGGAGUGGGUAUCAAGCCAUAUACAGGAUAUAGGUCAUCUUUAGAGCCAGGAAUAUCAUCAGUGUUUGAUGCAGCAGCUAUGAAGUAUAUCAUGACUUUAGUACCAUCAGCUAUUACAAGGAGAAAUACUAAUUGUAAAUCUAUUAGUUGGGACAAUUAUAAAGCAGUUAGGCUGUGUAAUUCUUAUUUUAAUUCACAGAACAUAUUACUGAGUAGAGAAGAUGGAUUGGAAGAAAUAUUAAUGGGAAUGGUAUCAGAGUCUGCUGAGAAAGAAGAUUUAGAUAUAGUUGAAGAUAUACAGAGUAAAUUUUAUGGUCCACUUCACUUCUCACGACAUGACUUUGUAGCCCAAACAAUAAUGAGAGGACGUGAUUAUGGUCUUCCAGACUACAAUACUGUAAGAAAGGCUGUAGGUUUGAAACCUGUGUCAACCUGGGCAGAAAUCAAUGUAGAAUUGAAUAAAACUAAUCCUGAGAUAUUUGUUACUGUAGAGAAUAUUUAUAAAGAAUUAAAACAUCUGGAUGUAUUUGUUGGAGGGAUGUUGGAAACAACACCGGCAGGACCUGGGGAACUUUUCAGAAUCAUCAUCUUGGACCAGUUUUAUAGAAUAAGAGAUGGAGACAGAUUUUGGUUUGAAAAUAAAGACAAUGGAUUGUUUACAGAGGAUGAAGUUGAACAAAUAAGGAACUUAUCAUUGUAUGAUAUCAUUGUAAAUUCUACAAAGUUAGAUACAGACCAUAUACAGAGAGAUGUUUUCACUGUUUCUGAAGAAAUGCCCUGUAAACCAUUGAGGCUCAGUAACAGUGAACUUGAACCUUGUGGAAGUCACCAUGGUUAUGAUUAUUUUGCCGGUAGUGAAGUAACAUACAUCAUUAUAUGGACCUGUUUUGGACUUAUACCUUUGGUAUGUAUUCUGUGUGCUUACAUAGCAGCUAAAUGUCGUCAGUGGAAACAUAGUCGGCAUGUUAAACGUCAGCAACAUUACAUUGGCAACCAACAAAGGAAUAAUGAUUUUUCUACUAAUAAAGAGAGUGAAUUUCAGUAUCAAGCAAGCGAAUGGUUAGGUGCAAAAGAAGAUUCCCGUCUUGUAUCAGUGCAACUGAAAUUAAAAUGUCAGCUUAGUGUUCUUAGUGCAAGGGGAACACGUCUUAGGACCAUAAAUAUGGACUUCAUAGAAGAGGUUCAAAUCUGGAUCAGCAACAACAAAGGACAGAAGACUAUCGUUGUGAAAAUGCCAAAGGAAUAUGACUUGAUCCUAAUUUUUCCAAAUUACAACAUGCGAACCUCUUUUUUGACAAGUCUGACUUCAACUCUCAAGAGGUAUGGUAAAAAGUAUACCAUUAUGGAGAUGAGGCUCAAAACAAUAUAUGAACAAGCUGUCACCCAAAAAAAAAGAAACAUGCAGUUAGAAAAGUUCUUCAAAUCGGUGUUUUCAGAGGCAUUUGAUAUGGAUUAUGAUCCAAACUUAGAGGAUCAUGGAGUAGAGACAGCACAAGUUAAAGAAAUGUUAUCAAUUGAACUCACUAAGGAAGAAUUUGCUCAUGCUUUGGCAUGUAAACCAGAUUCAGAGUUUGUAGAAAACAUGUUUAGUUUGUUAGACUCUGAUAGAAAUGGUUACAUCUCCUUUAGAGAUUUCCUCAAUGCUGUUGUAUUGUUUUCUAAAGGGACUUGCCAGGAGAAACUGCACUUACUCUUUAGAAUGUUUGAUAUGGAUGGAAAAGGAUGCCUGCAAAAGGAAGAGUUAUCGAGAAUGUUUGGUUCUUUGUUGGAAAUGGCAAACAAUAACAUUAGCAAACCAGAUUUAGAGAGUGUGGUGGAGUCCAUGUGUUCAGAGAAUGGAUUAAAUGACCAAUCAUCUUACAAUUUUGAGGAUUUUUGCCAGCUGUUAUCACCACAGAUGGAUAAAAUCUGGAAUGCUGGAUUAGAGUGGAAAGGUAGAAAAAAUUGUUACCCAUCGAAUGACAAGAAAAGAAUCAGAAAAUCCCCCAAACCAUCACCAAAACCUUCUCCAAAAGCUUCACCUAAAGCAACUCCGAACGUAUCACCUAAACUUUCUCCUAAAUCAUCUCUGAAAAAUUCACCUUAUCCAGACAAAAAGGCUAGUUCUGCAAUAACUUUACAAAGUGAAGGAAAUACCACUUUAAAAGUACCAGAUGUUUUGAGUAUUGAUAUUGGAAGACGAAAAUCAAAUACACCUAACAUUGAAAAUCGUAGAAAAUCCAGUAUCCAGCCUUCAACAUGCAGUGAUGAUAGCCGAUCAAACAGUCUCAAGUCCAGUAAUUUGAGUGAUGCCAAGUUUAUAGCUGUCAGGGAAAAAUAUUCACCAUUAAAGUCAAAGCUGAAAACAGUAGCACACUUUGUGGAAAAUAACAGACAACAUAUCUUCUUUCUUGUUCUCUUUUUUGGGAUAUGUCUUGGAUUGUUUACAGAAAGGUUUUACUAUUACACAGUUGAAAGAGAACACAGUGGAUUACGGGCCCUAAUGAGUUACGGUAUAAGCACCACCAGAGGAGCUGCUGCAGCAAUGAGUUUUACUUUCUCAUUGCUAUUACUUACAAUGUGUAGGAACAUGAUCACAUGGUUACGGGGAACAUUCCUGAAUCUUUACAUUCCUUUUGAUUCUCAUGUUGCAUUCCAUAAAGUUGUUGCAUGGUCAGCUUUAUUUUUUACUGGAUUACAUGUGAUUGGAUAUAGUAUUAACUUCUACCAGCUAGCCACACAACCAACAAAACAUUUGUGUGUAUUUGACUCUAUUGUUCUCAGAACUGAAGCUCUGCCAGGUUUUGAGUUUUGGUUCUUUGGAAAUAUGACUGGUUGUACUGGUGUUUUGCUUGUGGUGGUAAUCUGUAUCAUCUAUGUGUUUGCUACGCAGGCAGCCAGACAGUUUAUAUUCAAUGGUUUUUGGCUGACACACAAACUCAUCGUCGUCAUGUAUAUUUUGACUAUUCUUCAUGGUGCAUCAGUGAUUGUACAAAAGCCCAUGUUCUUUGUCUACUUCAUUGUACCGGCCAUUCUUUUUGCCAUGGAUAAAAUGAUUAGCUUGAGUAGGAAGAAAACAGAAAUUACAGUAAUCGGAGCCGAAAAGCUACCAUCAGACAUCACUUUCCUUGAAUUCAAAAGACCAUCUAAAUUUGAAUACAAAUCUGGUCAGUGGGUGAGGAUUGCCUGUCUGUCACAUGGCAGAAAUGAAUUCCAUCCAUUUACCAUAACGUCUGCCCCACAUGAGGAUACUCUGUCUCUACACAUAAGAGCUCUAGGUCCAUGGACCUGGAAUAUCAGGAACCUAUUUGAUCCUGAGAGCCUCAAAGACGGACCUUAUCCAAAGCUAUUUUUGGAUGGUCCCUAUGGAGCUGGACAACAAGAUUGGUACCAGUACGAAGUGUCUGUAUUAGUAGGGGCAGGUAUUGGUGUUACCCCAUAUGCAUCCAUUUUGAAGGAUUUUGUUCACAUGGCACAAAUGCGCAGUACAUACAAAAUGAAGUGUCAGAAGUUAUACUUUAUAUGGGUAACAGGAAGUCAGAGACAUUUUGAAUGGUUGUUGGACAUCAUCAGGGAAGUAGAAGAGGUUGACCAGAAGGGCAUUGUCUCUAUUGAUAUAUUUAUCACCCAGUUCUUCCAGAACUUUGAUCUCAGAACUUGCAUGCUGUAUAUUUGUGAGGAACACUUCCAGAAGUUGUCAGGUGGUCGUAGUCUGUUUACUGGAUUGAAAGCUACCACUCAUUUCGGUCGGCCACAACUCAGUUCUAUGUUUCAAGCAGUACAUAGAACACAUCCUAUGGUACGUAAAGUUGGUGUUUUCAGUUGUGGUCCACCAGGGUUGACAAAAAGUGUGGAAGAAGCUACAAAAGACGCUAGCAAUACAACCAAGGCUUUGUUUGAACAUCACUUUGAGAACUUUUAAUAAGGAAAAUGUGGGGAUUUAGUUUAGAAUCUAUUCGGUUGUAUAUUAGUUAUUGUUUUUGUCUCAUGUACAUUUGCAGAAAAAGUUUGCUUUAUUAUGUUAAAGGUGAAGCUUGUCUAUAGACACAGUUUAUUUUAUCUAUACCUCAUCUAAAAAUCCUCAUUGAGUAAAAUAUGAUUAUUGAUAUUUGUUGUAAGGAAAUGAACUUUUAUAUCAUUAUUGAUUUCAAAAUUGUCUCUUUGUUUGAUAAAAAGUAUUAAAAUGUGGUAAAUACAAUUUUUUACAAAAAGCAUUGAAUUUAGGUCUGACAUCAAACUAAAGUACAGGUUAAUCUUUUAAUGCCAUAUGAAAGUUUAUUUUGUCUACAUUUUAUUUAACAAAGUUAAAAAAUGGCUAAUAUUUAACGUUUUUUAAUUCUAUGUCAAAUAACAAUGAACUUGAUUUGAAAUAAGUGGUGAUAAAACAAUAUCAUUUGUCAGUUACAAUGCACCAUUAUGCAUAGUCAUUUUUUACAUGAGUGUUAUUAUAAAUUCUACAAAUUGCAACACGCAGUGUUAGUUAUACAUAACCAAGAUGCACACAUAUUUAUAUAUAACACAAAACAUAUCUUUAUUUACAUACAAUGUUUGAAGAUAAUGAAAUCUCUUGCAAGCCAGUAAUGAUAUCAAUAGGAAAAUUAUAUAUUUUUUAUGCCCCCACUGCAGUGGAGAGGGCAUGAAGUGUUACCCUUGUCUGUCUGUACAUACUUACAUCCCAAAAUUAGUUUCCGUUCUCUAACUUUAAUUUGCCUCAACCAAAUGUUAUGAAACUGAUAGGCAACAUGUGAUUUAAGUGGAAAAUAUCAAUGAAUUUAAAAAAAAUAUUAUAAUCAAACUUAACUCUGUGAAAAAAUUGUGUAUUUACAAUAAGUAGUUUUUGAGUAAUUAAAUUUUCAAACUUCAUAACCAAUCAAGUCAGUCUCAUUAGCCAAAAUGUUGAGAAAAUGGGCGAGGGGUACAAGAAAUGAUUUUACCAGAUACAUGUACAUCCCAUAUAAUUUUUUUCUUUUCAAUUUUCUUAGAUGUGUAUUUUUUCAAUCAUUUAUAACAAAGAAGUUGAAAUAAUAUGCUUUUUGUUCUAAAAAAAGAGAAAAAUCCCAAAUUUACAAAAUUGACAACAUGGUAGAUUUGACAUGAAAAAGCAACAAAAUUUUAUAAAACUUUCUUAUAUUGACACCUACCCAUAGUUUUUUCAAGUUAAAUUUAUUCAGAUUGGUCCACUUCAUCUUUAGUGAAAGUAUGAAAAAAAGUUUAAUUGUGAAACUGUGAUUUUUUUCAUGAUAAUAGCCCAAAAAUUGGUAAACAUUGAUGAAAAAUGGGAAAAUCAUCAAAAUUGGGUACUUUCAAAUGGCUGUAGCAAAAAAAGAAGUGCACCACCAUAUGAUUUCUUCUUUACCAAUUAUUUUUUUACAGUCAUAUAAACCCAAAAAUCAGGUUAAGAAAAAAAGUUUAAUUCUAGAAAUUUUUGGCUCCUCAGAGGGUUACAUCCUUCUCCUAAGGGAGUUGGAACCAUAGUUUCUCAUUAAUUUUUAAAUUUAUCAGCUGAUAACUUGAGAAAAUUAUGUUAUCCAUUAUGUCAGUACCUAAGCACUAAAUACUGGGCUGAUGAUACCCUGAGGGCCAAGGUAUUAUAAGAGCACCAGCAGCUGUAUCUACCCAGUGCUAACAAAUGUAAAAUAUAUAAUUUUGGUGUGUUCAAAUCGCUUUUCUAAAUUUUUCUUCAUCAGGUUAUAUUAUAACCAAAGAUACGUAACUGAAGAGCAUAAUAUCCAGUGGGUUCAAUUCAAUUUAAUUUAAUUCAGAUGGAGUAGAUGUAUGAUCCAUUGUUACAGAUUAUAACAUCGCUUUCAGUAUAGUCCUUGGAAUUAUUUUGAAACUUCCAUAUUGGACCAAUGUAACAAACCAUUGUCUUUCAAAAUGAAUAUAUAUACUGCAUCUCAUCAUAGUGCCAAAUAUGAUUCCAAAUUGAUAAUUUUUAUACAGAAAUAAUGUUUAUCAAUUAAUUAAAAAUAAAUGGCAAAAAAUUAAUUGAAUACUUGAAUGACAUAAAUUUAUUCAGAAAAAAGAUCUGAUACACUUCUUAACAAGAUUUUCAGUUUUACAACAAAUAUGAUGGAAAUGUCUUGUUCAGAAUAUGAUAUAACUAUUGUCAUCACUGAAUCUUGUCAAAUGUUUGCCAAAGUGUUUCAUUAAGAUAUCAAAUCGGCAAUUUUCAAAUGAAAUAUGUUAGUUUCAUCCGGUUUAUGCAAUUUUUUUUAGUAAACAGUAUUAACCAAGAAGGCUUUACUUAGUUAUAAAAACACAUUUGUUUGUAACAGAUGAGAGAUACAGGUUCCUUGGAGCCUAAAUGAAAUUUAAUAUAUUUUGAAAGCUGUUUUUAAAAGUGCCAAAAUAGAGAAUUUUUUUAUUUUAAGUUUUAUAUUGUACAAUACUAGUAUGUGUAAACUAUUAGAAAUAUUUCAGUGCUAUAGGCCUAUGAUUAAAGGUUGUUGAAUAGUGGUUCUCAAUAAAAAUCGAUUAUUUAACGGAUGUUGAUAGAUUUAACAUCAAAAUAUUAUAUACACCAUAAAAUGGAAGUUUUGUUUUGAAUAAAAAUUGUACAUUC
Mytilus californianus (California mussel) is the source of this 7704-nucleotide messenger RNA. Its product is annotated as dual oxidase-like. Gene Ontology annotation, cellular component: NADPH oxidase complex; plasma membrane. The record is from RefSeq and is a predicted model, not a curated record. Gene Ontology annotation, biological process: defense response; superoxide anion generation; response to oxidative stress. The coding region runs from base 265 to 5061 and encodes 1598 amino acids. Lineage: Eukaryota; Metazoa; Mollusca; Bivalvia; Mytilida; Mytilidae. The transcript is spliced from 35 exons. Gene Ontology annotation, molecular function: heme binding; peroxidase activity; superoxide-generating NAD(P)H oxidase activity.